ACUCUACCGGCGAACCAAAUGGUACCGGUAUUCCAACAGCUGAAGCAAGAAGUGCUCCACUUACAACCACUCAGGCUCCGGAAGCAAGUCCAGAUAAUGCAGAGGAUUUACUUCUUAAAGUGGUGGUUCCAAGGCAUCGGGCCCCAGCUGAUCUCUACGUACGGUCUUGCACAUAAGACCAACAACGUCUGCGAAAGUCUCCAUAAGAAAAUGUCUUUGAAGCUGGCAAAGGCGUCGACAAUCUGGAGAUUCCUCUCAGAUCUGAGGAUGUUCGUCAUCGAGCCAGCAAAUAUCGAUAUCCUACAGUUGGACAACAACAUCAGGAUCCGGAGGAACAUCAAAUUAUCGAACCAGGUAGUGGCCAGAACUGUGAAGAAUCAGGAGGAGCGACUGGCCAAUGGGGAAAUCACCCCCAUUCAACACCUCCAUUUUAUGGCCCACAGAGUGCCCACUCCGGUUCCUCCGAAUGACCCAGAUCAGGAUGAGGCCGAUGCAGAGCUGGCAGCAGAAAUGGCCGCCGAUGGCUACGCCGAUGAUGAGGAUGGCGACGACGAAGUCUUUGACGAACACGGAGAUGAUGACGCAUUCCUGGCAGCCGCAGGGCCACAGGCAGAUGGACAACAGCAACCGGGUCACGCCGCCGCAGGUCCCGCCGCCGCAGGUCCAGCAGCAGAACCGUGUUGCAUUUGCAUGGCGAGCCCCAAGGACACAAUACUGCUGCCGUGCGGGCAUGUCUGCGUGUGUUCAACAUGUGCAGCCCUUCUCGAAGCCCAAGGACUUGACGAUGAACCCGAGAGCGUCUAUUUGUGCCCCGUAUGUAGGACACGGGUUACUUCGCGACAUCGGCUGUUCUACGCCUGAAAAAAUUGACUGGAAAUGGCUUUCUAUUUCCUAUUAUUUUUACAUCUACUUUCAUUUUUCAUGUAUUUUUCUUAUAAAUUGACUAAAUAAACAGAUUGUACCUUUGA
Messenger RNA from Hydra vulgaris (swiftwater hydra), 968 nucleotides. The record is from RefSeq and is a predicted model, not a curated record. Lineage: Eukaryota; Metazoa; Cnidaria; Hydrozoa; Anthoathecata; Hydridae.